AUGGUGUUGACCACGCUCUCCGCCUUGGUCCUGAGCCUCGGCCUGCUCGCCGGCAACGUCCUCGCCACUCCCGCACAGGAGAUGGACGCCUGGGGCGAUGUGCAGACGGCUCAUCUCAAGUUCCGCGCCGCUUCGUCCCCCGACACGUACGACCUCACAGUCCAGGCCGACGGCAACGCUGUCAAUACAGGGAGAGAAAAGCUCGAUAUUGGCCUCGUCGAUGCGCCAGACUACUUUGCCGUGUCGCUGUGCAAGUUUAAGACGCCUGGCAAGGUUGAGAUCUCGUCCAAGGUGGCGAGCGACCGGUAUACGCAGCAAGUUGUUAUCGACCCGCCGCAGCCUAUUAUAAGUGUCAAAUGCCAGGGCAUGUGCGUCCAAACGUACGGCGCCUGCUACGACACACGCGGCCAGCCCGUGGGGCCUUGCUGCAACGGCUUCUGCAUGGCAACCCGCUGCCGCCCUUGGAACAUUGGUCACGGUUGA
Molecule: messenger RNA, 483 nt
Organism: Hirsutella rhossiliensis
Lineage: Eukaryota; Fungi; Ascomycota; Sordariomycetes; Hypocreales; Ophiocordycipitaceae
Exons: 3
Coding region: 1-483 (160 amino acids)
Source: RefSeq, a predicted model, not a curated record